This is a messenger RNA of Mesocestoides corti, 504 nucleotides long. Lineage: Eukaryota; Metazoa; Platyhelminthes; Cestoda; Cyclophyllidea; Mesocestoididae. The record is from the annotation of a GenBank genome assembly.
AUGCUGCCGCGCCUGAAACGUCACGAGGCCCUUGACAAGGACAUGGCGGAUGCCGCGCUGUUUGAAUUCUGUGGGGUCUUCGUGGUGGCUGACGUGAUCAAGCAGUACCUUCGAGAGCUGCGCGAACCAAUCCUGACACGCGAGUUCGUGAAAAACUGGCCCUCCAAGCCAACUUCAAGCGUUGCCUACUCACUUAUGCAAGACCACUUGCCCGAAGUCAAUAGAAAGAAUCUCAUUCUGAUUGUCCAAUUCCUCGGCAAGGUGGUUGACAGCCCGACAUCGAAGAUGACGCCCGAAAAUCUAGCCACGACGCUUUACAUGAACUUUUAUCGGCAAAACUCCGAAGACACUUGUGGAGUCACUGAUUUCGGCGUGGUAGCUCCCAUUAUCCAACUUCUUGCCAAAAAAGCCAAUAAAAUCGUGAAGGAUGAAAGUACGUUGUUCCAGCCAAUCAGCACGCAUCUCACUUACCCCCCUCCAAAGAAUCAGUCCAAAGAAGGCUAG